Cantharellus anzutake is the source of this 1098-nucleotide messenger RNA. RefSeq lists its product as uncharacterized. The record is from RefSeq and is a predicted model, not a curated record. The transcript has 4 exons. NCBI's taxonomy places the organism in Eukaryota, Fungi, Basidiomycota, Agaricomycetes, Cantharellales, Hydnaceae. Bases 189 to 662 code for a protein of 157 amino acids.
CCACCAUAGGCAGGUGACCAGCCUCUACUGGAACCACCACCACUCGGGCUUGGCUACAGCAACCCAUCAAAUACUUCCUCCCUUGAUCUUGCAGUCGACUGAUCGGUAUCUAGUCGACGUUUCUCACUAGGUGUGUGCGCUUGUCGACGCUGUUGUGCUCCGAAAAUCAAAGAAGCACCCACUGACCUAUGGGUGGACGAAGUGUACACCCCCCAGACUAUCGCGCCGACUGUGCCCGCGCAACGCGUGUCAUGACUCUGAACAUGGGCUCCUCUUUCAGUGAUAAGGGCCCAUAUGUAAAGGAAAUGAUGAACAACGCGUCUCAUCAUUCCGGGGCGGCUACUGCGACGCCGACAUCACUUGACCUCAAAUUAUUUGAGCAUGGCUCCGCAAUCCUUGUCUUGGGUUCACAGCGCACCUUAGCAAUAUACUCUUCGGACUUGUCAUCAAGUUCUUGUUUUCAUAUGACAAUCUGUCAAAAGAUGGAUCAGAGAUCAUCAGAGAUAAGGAGCUUCGGUUUUCUUCACGGAUGCCCGUCGCUUGAGUUCGUCUCGGACAUGCUCAGUUUUUUAUUGGGAGGGACUUUGAGGAUUUCUUCUCUUGAUGCACCCCAAUUUGGACGGUCCCAAUGCACGAUUUGGCCCUUUGAUGUCAUUUCCUGAAUCCAUCGUUCCCCGUUUUUCUCCAGAUCCACAAGUCUCUUUACUUCGGAGACUUUGGUAGCAAGGUUUUUUGGACCGUCCGCUAUUAUGCUAACUGGAGGCGCGGGUGAUUUGUCAUGCGAUUGUGACUAUUGGAUCUCAAGGACACUUUGUAAUAACAUGAUAGCAUCUUUGCUUCUUCCCCCCAACAAACUUAUUGCCUGGAGCAGCCUCAAUCGUCCAGUGUUGGGUUAUACGACGCCGCGCCCGGCUGUCUCUUCACUCUCCGCGAAUGGGGCGCCAUUUCACUCACGUCUACGCUUACUUUCCCCUACUGCGCCGACAUACUCAAACAAAGAGCCUCUCACUCGACCAGUGACACGCUCUCAAUUGCCGCCCAUGAUCACACUCAUGACGUCUGAGUUUAAAGCCUUGUUAAAGUACGCGGGGUGAUAAG